AUGGCGAUCGCAAAACUCUCCGACGGUGAGCGAAAAGAGAAAAUCGAGCCGCUGCUUGCGAAGGGGUGGAAGCUGGCCGAAGACCGGGACGCCAUCGAGAAGACGUUCAAAUUCGCCGAUUUUAAUGAGGCUUUCGGUUUUAUGACCCGAAUCGCGCUGAAGGCCGACAAAUUGGACCAUCAUCCCGAGUGGUUUAACGUCUAUAAUAAUGUCAAAAUCCUGCUUGCCACCCACGAGUGCAGCGGCUUGAGCGCCCGCGACGUCGAGCUGGCCAAAUUUAUCGAGAGUCUG
Molecule: messenger RNA, 291 nt
Organism: Mesorhabditis spiculigera
Lineage: Eukaryota; Metazoa; Nematoda; Chromadorea; Rhabditida; Rhabditidae
Source: the annotation of a GenBank genome assembly